Molecule: messenger RNA, 837 nt
Organism: Aegilops tauschii subsp. strangulata
Lineage: Eukaryota; Viridiplantae; Streptophyta; Magnoliopsida; Poales; Poaceae
Source: RefSeq, a predicted model, not a curated record
AUGGCGUCUGGAUCGGGCACGGCUGUUACACAAGAAAUAAAAAGAGCAAAAACAGAAAAGCCACAAACUCGCACUCCAAAUCCCUUCACCGCCGCCCUCUUGCCCUCACAAGCCGCCGCCGAUCCAUCCCUUCGCGGCCGCCCUCUCACAUCAAGCCGCCGCCGAUCCAUCCCUUCGCGGCCGCCCUCUCACAUCAAGCCGCCGCCGAUCCCUGCGCUACCUCGACGGGAGCAAUUGAUCGUCUCGCUACCUGGACGAUCCACUUCACGAGCCGCCGCCGAUCCCGUUGAGGAGCCGCCGCCGAACACGUCCAGGAUCCAACACCAAUCCACUUCACAGGCCUCUUAUCCGACCUACAGAGCCAUUGGUUGUCCUCUGGUUGAUUGUAAAUUUUCAAGGAGAUUCAAAUGUUUCUCUUCUGGCCGAUUGAAGUUCAAUAAGGAUGCUGAUAAGGUGAUUGAGGUAAUGAAGCUUAGGGUUGUCUACACAUUGCCCAGUGGAAGGUCAGACAACUCUGGUGUUACAGCUUCAGCAAAUAGGAGCUUUAGGCAGGGCACUGAUGAUUUGACGGUGAUAUUGGUUAGCUCUAUGUCCUAUUUAGGAAACAUAUUGAUUUGUUAAUUUUUUUAAGUAUAAAGGCUAACUGUAAUCUUCACAAGAGCCAAACCUGCAGAAGGUUAGAGUGCGUGCAGCAGUUUCAGAACCUAGGGAAAACUAGCCUGACUGGUCUCUUUAAUAUUUAGUGAGUCUGUCCAUGCACUUUUAGUUGCUCAACUUCUGCUUUCGUCACUGUUAAUUUUGUUUAUUUAGUUCUACUCACCUAAACAUAUCAAAAGA